This is a messenger RNA of Saccharomycopsis crataegensis, 762 nucleotides long. It is a transcript of the gene RRP15, whose product is annotated as rRNA-processing protein RRP15. Gene Ontology annotation, biological process: maturation of LSU-rRNA; maturation of 5.8S rRNA. The transcript has a single exon. The record is from RefSeq and is a predicted model, not a curated record. Gene Ontology annotation, cellular component: preribosome, large subunit precursor. Lineage: Eukaryota; Fungi; Ascomycota; Saccharomycetes; Ascoideales; Saccharomycopsidaceae. Bases 1 to 762 code for a protein of 253 amino acids.
AUGGCUUCAGGAAGCAAAGGAAGUAUCAGAAUAACGGCAAAGAAGCAGAAGCUUCAAGACAAAUCAGCUAAACCAACUAAAAGUCUACCGGAAAAAGAUAUUGAGGAAGACAAGUCAAUAUCAAACGAAGAAGAAGAAGAAGAAGAUGAUGAUGAUGAUAAUGAUGAUAAUGACAGUGAAGAGGAAGAUGAAGAUGUUGAUGAAUUAGAAGACGAUGAUGACGAAGUUGACCUUGACCAGGCAAGUAGCAGCGAUGAUAGUGAUGAUGAAAAACCAGAUGAUGGAGAUAUUCCUCACAGAAACAAUAAACCAAAGCGUCAUAAGAACGAUGAUGGUACUGAAUCAUUUUCUAAUGCCAUUGGGGCCCUUCUUAACUCCCAUUUGAAGGCUCAUGAUCGUGCUGAUCCAAUUUUUGUACGUCAAAAGAAAAGCAUAUUGAAACAGAAGCAGGAUGAGAAGCUUGAAUUGAAAGCCAGGAAGAUUUUGAACUCCGAAAAGAAGCUUCGAAAUGAAAAAUCUCAUAUCACCAAUCUUUUACCAUCAGCAGAGGCCAGCAAUGCCAGGCAAGUUUUGGAAUACGAGCGUAAAUUGAAGAAAACUGCUCAAAGAGGGGUAAUCAAGUUAUUCAAUGCUAUCUUGACCACCCAGGUAGGGGCCCAAAAUGAAGUCAAAGAUGAGAAAAUGCUUUUCGGUAAGAAAGAAGAGAAAAUGAAUGAAAUAUCAAAAGAGAAAUUUAUGGAUUUGGUCAAGGCUGCUAAGUAA